GCCCCCUCAGGUGCCCAUGGGGCCGAUUUUGUGAAUAGGAAAUCCUUUCACAGCAUUAAUGUUCAGAUGGUCUGCAAUGCUGACUGUGUGAUCAGCAAUGUUGUGGCAAAAUGGCCUGGCUCAGUCCAUGACUCCAGAAUCUUUCGGGCCUCUGAAAUCUAUCAGUGCCUAUCACAAGGUGAAUUCUCUGGUGUGUUGCUGGGAGACAGGGGGUAUGGCUGCCAGCCUUUUCUCCUGACACCUUUCACAGACCCCCAGGAAGCACAGCAGGCCUACAACCAUGCCCAUGCCAGGACCAGGGCCAGAGUUGAAAUGACCUUUGGCCUCCUGAAAGCACGCUUUCACUGCCUUCACAAAUUAAGGGUCAGCCCUGUUAGGGCAUGUGAUAUUACUGUGGCUUGUGCUGUCCUCCACAAUGUGGCCUGCCUGAGGAAGGAGAGGGCCCCCAGAGUGCCACCAGCCAUGGACUGGGACAAUCCGGCAAUCUUCCCUGAUGACGACAGUGGUCGGCUGCUGAGGGACCAAUAUGUGUUGAAUUAUUUUAGUUAGUAUGUGUGCUUUCAAUUUUGGUUAAAUAUGUCCUGCGGUGGCAGAGGAAUUUGGGUUUUUUUGGGUUCGUUUUGUUACGAAUUUGGCCUCUUAUGAUGUUUGUGCGGUAUACUGUGUGUAAUACAAGGCUGCAGGGAGGCUACUGCAUCCAUUCAUUUGUCUGUUCAGUUGAUGUGUAUGGAUUUGUCCUGCAUUUAUUUUAGUGUGCAGACAUGCAGGGUGUGUUAUAUACAGACCUUUGAAUGUGUAUGUAUCAUUUUGUAUAAUAUGCUUUGAUUCUGUGCUUUCCAUCUUGUAGAGUCACUGUGACUUCAGUUUCGAAAGGAGCUGAUGGUUUACCUGCU
Molecule: messenger RNA, 893 nt
Organism: Carassius carassius (crucian carp)
Lineage: Eukaryota; Metazoa; Chordata; Actinopteri; Cypriniformes; Cyprinidae
Product: putative nuclease HARBI1
Exons: 3
Coding region: 67-549 (160 amino acids)
Source: RefSeq, a predicted model, not a curated record